This is a messenger RNA of Rana temporaria (common frog), 1491 nucleotides long. RefSeq names its product leucine rich repeat containing 52 (gene LRRC52). Gene Ontology annotation, molecular function: protein binding. Gene Ontology annotation, cellular component: extracellular matrix. The transcript is spliced from 3 exons. Bases 403 to 1374 code for a protein of 323 amino acids. The record is from RefSeq and is a predicted model, not a curated record. NCBI's taxonomy places the organism in Eukaryota, Metazoa, Chordata, Amphibia, Anura, Ranidae.
GUGCUUUCCCAGGCAUUCAGCAAUGCCCUACUGUUCUGCUUCAGCAAAAGCAGAGCUGCCUUUGAUUAGCAGCUGACGUCAUGAAGGUGUCGAUUGGCAACCGGUGUGACUGAGGGAGAUGUGUCCUCUUGAAUGUCCGAGCCAGCUAUUUAACUGUCCUCACUUUCAAGUUCAAAGUGGCUUCAUGUAAGCAGCAGCACUUUCACAGCCAGGCAGUGAAAAUAGACUGUCAAUGAGACUUGAAGAAUGAGAGCAACGUGAGCCUCUGAAUAAGCAGAGAAUUGUUACAGUAGACAUCAGUAUACAUGGUAAGGAAAAUGUGCAUGUUGCUUGACAUGACCGCUGACUUGUUAUCAUCUGCUGUAAAAAGACAUUGUACAAAUAGGUCUUACCCUUGUUCAGAUGGUUACCCUUCUCUGCAGAAAACCUACAGAACACAUCGGUUUCAUGGAUAACCAAAGACAUUAUUCUCUCAGGGAAGCAAGGAGUAUUUUAUUUUUAUUCUUAAAUGUAAUUUGUAGUCUUAUAGAGCGUGGCAUAUGCUGCCCAAAGGAAUGCACUUGUGAACACCUUUUAGUAAACUGCACUGACAGACAGCUUGAAGAAUUUCCCUCUGGCAUCCCAAUGGAUACCAGACAGCUAAUCCUAACUCACAACAAUCUAACCUAUUUGCCAUCAGUGGAUCUCAAUCUCCUGAUUGACCUUGUGUACCUGGACUGCAGCCACAAUAUUCUGGGAAGUUCCUUGGAAGCCACGUUCAUUGCUAUGUCAUUGGUUUAUCUGGACUUGAGCUAUAAUAAUAUCACCAAGAUCACAUCUGCCACUUUCUACCUUUUGACAAGUUUAGUUGUUUUGAAGUUAUCAGACAAUCCCAACUUGGAGGAGAUUGAGAAGGAUGCAUUUUCCAACAAUACAGGCCUUCGACAGCUGGAUCUUAGUCGCACAGCACUGACUUAUCUGGACGUCACUACAGUCAGUGAGUUGCCUAGCCUACGAACACUAGGCCUUAGCUCAAACCCCUGGGACUGUUACUGCCCCUUGAAGGAAUUCCUUAAAUGGGUGAUGGAAACUGAUAUUUACUUUACAGAUGAAGAAAACAUGACAUGUACAACACCUGCGCAUAUUCAUGGAGAAUUAUUGAAAAAUACCGAAAAGCAUAUUAAUCUAAUGUGCUUCACCAACCUAUAUGAAAGAGACUACGUUUUCCUCAUGCUGGUGGGGUUUGUCAUAUUUGGCUCUGGUACAGUCGUGGCUUGGAUGACUGGUGUCUGUAUUGUGAUCUAUGACCGACUGUGUGGCAGCAGUGAGGACGAUGAAGAAGAAGAUGAUGAACCUCCUCCACCUCCAAAACCAAAGAAAAAAGAAGAAGCCUGAGCAAACACAAACAACAUGAAAAGUCAGUUUUUCAUCAGAUUACAUCACUUACUUUGAUAGCACAGAAAUCUAUAAAUGUAAGCGAAGUAUCAAACUAUUAAAAUGAAUUCCACACUU